CUCUAACCAUUUAUUUAUAGAUUAUAGAAGAUACCAAUUUCACAUCAGUUACAUAUCAGUCUUUGCUGUUUGGUGUGACUGCUGAAGUUAACUUGUCCAUUGGAAAAAUACUUUUUUUCCUUAUUCUACUUUCUUUUUCUUCAACUUCCUAUUUCCAUUUUUGUCCUUAGAUGUGAAUUGCAUAAGUGUUAGGAAAAGGAAAAUAAAAUCUCAUGGAUAGCAUUGUGUAUAAAAAGAGUGAUAAUAUUGAUGAUGAUAGAAUGUAUCCAAUAUAUUUUGGUGUUUCUUGUGCAUUCUUAGCACUUCAAGUUCUUAGAAAACCAGAAGUUGAAGUUGAGAAAAAUUUGACUGAAAUUGUUGAAACUAUGCUUCAAGGAAGUACACAGCUUUUGGGGUUGAUUGUGUGGAAAGUUCAGAAGGAAGUGAUAAAUGGGGGAGAGCAAAAGCUGAAAAGUGCUGAGAUGGAAAUUGAGAAUUUGAAAAAGAUAAGACAUGAAGAUGCAAAAGCAAAUGAGAAAGUUGUUGGGAUUUUUGCUGCACAAGAACAAAGCUGGUUUAGCGAAAGAAGGAAACUUCGACAACAGAUUGGUGCUCUAUUGAAUGAGUUAAGAGUAUUUGAGAAAAAAAGGGAUUUAGCUAUAUCUGACUUGAAUCAGAAAUUGAAGGAAAUGGAGGGUUUGGUGGAGGAAAAAGAUAAGAAGAUUGAAGAAGAGGAGAAAAAGAGAAAGGAGCUAGAAGAAAAGGCGAAAAAAGCUGAAAAAGAUGCAGAAGAAUUGAGAGAAUCUUCUAAACGUGAAGGUCAAGAACAUUCUUCUGAUCUCAGGAAACACAAAACUGCUUUCAUUGAGUUGGUUUCAAAUCAAAGACACCUUGAAGCUGAACUCGGUCGCGCUGUUAAGCAUUUGGAUGCUGCAAAAGAGGAACUUAUUGCUGUCAUGGAGAACAAAGAGGAGUCUGAUUUGAUGGUUCAGAAAUUAACUUUGGAGAUUGCAAAAUUUCACAAGGAUUUGGAACAAAAAGAUAAGAUUUUGUCAGCAAUGUUGAGAAAAUCUAAACUUGAUACUGCAGAAAAGCAAAUGCUGUUGAAAGAGGUUAAGUUAUCAAAGGCUAGAAGGAAGCAUGCUGAGCAUGAAACAGAAAAGUGGAGAGAAGCUUCAGAAGGAAAACAUGACAGACAUUCCUUUAAAAACAUGUUGAUGAACUUGAGUUCUAGGAAGGAUGUUUUCCCUAGUUCAAGAGGCAUGCAGCAUAGUUCUUCAACCGGCUCCUCACAUAUUUCAAAUGAACAAGAACAAUUUUCGCCUAUUUCUGAUCACUACUUGCCACAAAGAAAUGAAGACUUAUCCAUUCCUGCUAACGCUAAACGUUUGGAAGAUUGGGUGAGAGCCGAGACAGAAAGGUAUGCAACUCUGAUUGAACAAAGGCAUCACAUAGAGUUAGAUGCUUUUGCAGAACAAAUGAGGAUCAAAGAUGAGAAGUUAGAGGCAUUUAGGUGGCAAUUGUUGAGAACAGAAUUAGAAACAAAGCAGCUUCAGUCACACUUGGAGGGCUUGGUGAAGGAUGUGACACAGCUGAGACAUGACAAGAUGAAAUUGGAAAGCUUAUUGUUGGAGAGAGAGGAUGCAAUUAAUUCUCUGAAAGACCAAUUUGCUUCAAAAUUGAGGCCUUCAAACUGCUUUAGAAACAACUCUAAUUUGUCCCCACAAUCUUCAGAAAUCACUCAAGAUCCUGUAUGGUCUAGAGUCAAGAUUGUGAAGAGAAAACCAGGUGAAAAACAGUUAGAAAUGAUGGAAACUUUGACUGAAGAAGUUUGUGAAAAGGAGGUGCAGCCCUUGAAUCAUGAUCAAUUUGACGAUGCGAAUUCACAAGUUCAAUCUCCAGAAAAUAAGAUUGAAGAAGAAAAGCAUGUUUGUCGGGAGGACAAUCCCACUCCUGUGCAGUAUCAAAGUCCAAAUCACAUAGAAAUUGAUACUGCUGAAAAGAUAGGUUCCACUAGCAAGCCCUUUAAUGAUGCAAAACAAUUCCAAUGGAAGAUGGAUCUUCAUGCUCUUGGAGUAUCUUACAAAAUCAAGAGGCUUAAACAACAACUAAUUCUUAUUGAAAGGUUGACCGGAAUGCAAAACAAUGAUGAACAUGCAGAAAUUAAUGAAGAUAGCAAAGUCGGUAUGAAGGCUUAUCUGUCCUUGAUUACUUUGCUGAAUAAACAAAUCGGAAGAUAUCAAUCCCUCCAAGAAAAGACCGAUGAUCUUUGCAAACGAAUGCAAGAGAAUGUCCUCUAUGCAAAUCGCGGAGAAUUGAAUAAUGCAAGAAAAAAGGAGAAAACAUCAACACUAGAGCAUUUUUUGGAGGAGACAUUUCAAUUACAAAGAUACAUUGUUGCAACAGGACAAAAAUUGUUUGAAAUUCAAUCAAAGAUUGUUUCUGGAUUUGUUGGAGUGGCAGAAGAGAUGGAGAAAAGUGCUGGAAUUGACAUGAAACGGUUUUCUGACAGUAUAAGGAAUCUGUUCCAUGAAGUUCAAAGAGGUUUAGAAGUUCGGACAGCCAGAAUUAUAGGUGACCUUGAGGGAACAUUGGCUCGUGAAGGAAUGAUAUGCUUGAGAAGGUAGCAAUAAUGGAACUUAAAAGGGAUCACAUUAAUGGUUCUUUCCUCAAGUGUUUAUUUGUCUAUACUCUAUAGUCUAUAUAUAGUAUACUUGUUACUGCAGUUAAUAACAUCAAUUUGUAUAUGGAAGUUGCACAAGAAAAUAAUUCAAAUGUGACUGGUGAAAACAAAAAAAAACUAAACAGUGAAUAAGACUUGUUAUUUUCAUGUCUACAAAGUCAACAAUGUUAUUGGUUCUUUGCCAUGUUAUCCAAGACACUUAGGAGAA
Messenger RNA from Medicago truncatula (barrel medic), 2870 nucleotides. Its product is annotated as centromere-associated protein E. The coding region runs from base 213 to 2606 and encodes 797 amino acids. The transcript has 4 exons. The record is from RefSeq and is a predicted model, not a curated record. NCBI's taxonomy places the organism in Eukaryota, Viridiplantae, Streptophyta, Magnoliopsida, Fabales, Fabaceae.